Messenger RNA from Oncorhynchus tshawytscha (Chinook salmon), 2568 nucleotides. RefSeq lists its product as uncharacterized. Bases 1462 to 2376 code for a protein of 304 amino acids. Gene Ontology annotation, cellular component: membrane. The transcript is spliced from 7 exons. The record is from RefSeq and is a predicted model, not a curated record. NCBI's taxonomy places the organism in Eukaryota, Metazoa, Chordata, Actinopteri, Salmoniformes, Salmonidae.
UGAUAGAGGUAAAUGUAAGAACCAUACCAGAAUAAGAGAUAUUACAUAGAAAACAUAAUGGUGACUGUAACCUUAUUACAUAGCUUUUUGAUUUAUCAUGCCCUACACGUAUAUGUGACUUGACUUGCCUCUUUCCAGCUCCAAUCUUCCUCCAUUGUUUGAUGAUAUGACUGCUUGGCAGAAUAAAAGUCACGCUGCACCUGCCUCUGAGGGCUGGACUAAAAAAAUGAUAGGCCAAUACUAAACUGGAAGGCUUCAGGUGGUGCCCUUAGAGAAUAGGUGUGAAGCAAGAAGGCAUCAAGAACUGAUUUGGUAACCCAGACAGUGGUGGUGGAUCCAGUCAGAUGGGUGUAAAACAAGAGGGGGGGAGAUCUCAUUUAAAAUCUCACAUAACCAAAUACCACUACCAAACAAAUUCCUGAAUUUACCAAAAUAACACUUUGAAGACAUGUUGGGAAUUGGUAAACAAAUAUGGUAUUGUGGAACAAUUGGGAUUAUUGUUAUACAAUAAAUAGCUUUAACCAACCUCUUAAAAGAGCAUGAUCACCAAUAGGACAUAGGCCAGAGACGGAAAAAGAACCAAGCCUCGGGCACCAGAGGUGGCAGGGCAUCUGAUCCCGAAUUCCACCCUGUACCAAAUGGACAACGGAUAGAAUUUCCAAGUGUAAAUGUAACCAAUAGUACUGCUCCGUGUGUGGGGAAUAUGACUCAACUGUGACCCAAGUAGAAACAAUGACGCGCACACCGGACGCACCGCAUCUCGUACGGCUAUUUUCUGCCAUUCUGCGACCGACUUACUUAGUGCCUGGUGAAACUGUUUAAAAGCUCUUUGCAUCGAUCAACAGCUUCCCUUUCCCCAAUCCUAACAUUAACCAUUAGUAGGGGAAAUGCGAAACUGGCCCAAGAUCAAUGUCUAGGGGCAACUUUAACUGGCCUAAGGUGUUUGUUUUGAUAGGACAUCAUGGACUGUUGACAAAAACAAGUCCGUCAUAAAUAACAGUCCGAGAUUAAACGAGAGAGGGGAACAAUCGUGAAUACCCUUCCUAGUUCCCAUUUGCUUCUAUUUCUUUUCAAUUCAUGUAACAGUGUUACAGUAUCCCAGUGUUACAGUAUCACAACAACUGGGUAAACUCAUGAAACUACACCCAUCAUAUCCAGUUGGUUUUACAGUUCAUUGUUGUGAUGAUGUCAACCGAAUCAUUUCAAGGAUAGGCCUAGCUGAUGCAGUCCACUUGCUUUAUCUAAAUCGUGUCGCUGAUUCUUUUGCUUCUCUCUCUCUCUCUCUCUCUCUGACAAGUAAUAUAGACAUUUGGAGCUAUAGAAAUGCUGUGUUAAUUGAGCCGCCUAUUCAAGAAUUCCAGGUGUUUGUACACAUUUCAGUUUGGAAGAAAAUAUUUCUGAAGAAAGAUCUUCUUUAUCCUCCUAAACGCUCUAUUCUGGGUGUCUGGCUUGGCCCUGGUCAUGGUGGGGGCUAUGUCUCAGCCCACCUACACAGAAAUGGAGUCUUUCACCCACAUAUCCCAGGGCAUGUCUCACACCUCCAUCCUCCUCAUAGUGGUGGGUAUCAUCGUCUCCCUGCUGGCCUUCCUGGGUAGCAUUGGGGCGUGGUCAGACAGCCGUCUGCUCCUUGGAUUGGCGGAGAGAAGGAUCACACUGAAAGUCAACGAGGUGAUCGUACAGCACAGCCCCAGGGAUAAGGUUGCCAUCGUUGACCUACAGCAUGCAUUCCAUUGUUGUGGUGCAGAGAACUGCACUGACUGGCUCCUGCAGAGCUCUCAUGGGAAUAUUAGUUUUGUGCCACACUCCUGUUGCCAUGUGGAUUAUGUGGCCUGUGUGAAAGUCGUCACCACAGACAAUAUCUACCAGAGGGGCUUUGUGCAGGUGAUCAAAGAGUCCCUGAAGAGGAACCUGGUGUGGCUGGGUGCCGCCUGCAUUGUACUGGGUCUCAUAGAGGGCUCAGAUGGAAGUGAUUACGCUGCAGAGGGAGAGAUAAAUUACAGAGAGAACCUACAGAGCUCCAGCCCUUCUCCUUUAUCCACUCACUCAUUCACUCACUUACACAUACAGGCACGCAAUCACAUGCACAGGAGCACAUGCCCUGCCGCCAGUCCCACCACCUUGCUUCUGGUGGUACAUUUCCACUCCUGGCUGUGUCAGGACAAUGCGCCAGUGUGCUCCCCUCCCUCCCCUCUCGUGGGCCGAGUGAGUGCGCGAGGCAUGAGGGCCAGGGUUGUAAAUUCCUCUGAAAGAGCAGUUAAGAAGGCUACCAUUAAAACGGGGAUCGACGCUCGCCAGAAAGGAGCCGAAGAAAUGAGUCAUCACCUGGAGCCUGAAGGGUUCCAGAGCCUGCAGAACCACAGAGGAGAGGAACUGUAGAAAUAGAAUGGAUAGAACAUACGGUAUCUCUCAUUUUAGAUGUAUACAACUUAGGUCAACUAAGUUGAGAUGCCAAGGAAGCAUUGUGAUUAGAUGACAUGAGCGUUAUAAUUGUGAUAUUUAACUACAAUGUCACAUUUCUUUGUUUUCUAAUUUAAUUAUUUGGACAUAUUCAAAAAAAUAUAUGUCUUG